This is a messenger RNA of Xyrichtys novacula (pearly razorfish), 561 nucleotides long. NCBI's taxonomy places the organism in Eukaryota, Metazoa, Chordata, Actinopteri, Labriformes, Labridae. The record is from the annotation of a GenBank genome assembly.
AUGUCACACCAGUGGGUUGAAGAUGAUGGUGAUGUGCCACCAAGAGUCAGUCGUGUGGGUUGCUCUGGACCACAAAGUCUUCAAAGCUACAUCAUGUACCACGGCACCACCAGGCAGGCUGCUCAGUUCAUUUUGACCACAGGUUUUCGCCAGUCUUCAGACGGGAUGCUUGGCCGUGGUGUCUACCUCAGCAGAGACCUGGAGAAAGCCAGACGCUAUCCCAUUGGUCACCCUGAGGACGACAAGGUGGUCAUCAAGGUCGUGGUCAACGUAGGGAGAGUGAUCGCCAUAAGGUAUCAAGGCCACCCACGUCAGAAGACCUGGCAUGACCCCGCUUAUGGCCAGGUGUAUGACACUGCCUGGGUUCCUCCCAAUUGUGGAAUGGUGUCAAGUGGCCUGGAGGAAAAUUGUAUCUGGGAUCCAAAUCAAAUCCAAAUCAUCAAAGUCAUCUGCCCUCGCCCGACACCCAAUUCCUCUGUCAACACAGAUGAAUUAUUGGCAAUCGGUGCUGCUGGAGUUCUUGCUGCUGCUACAACUCUACUGCUAACACUUAGGAGCUGA